This is a messenger RNA of Phoenix dactylifera (date palm), 1923 nucleotides long. It is a transcript of the gene GRXS17, whose product is annotated as thioredoxin family protein. The record is from RefSeq and is a predicted model, not a curated record. NCBI's taxonomy places the organism in Eukaryota, Viridiplantae, Streptophyta, Magnoliopsida, Arecales, Arecaceae. Gene Ontology annotation, biological process: intracellular iron ion homeostasis. Gene Ontology annotation, cellular component: cytosol; nucleus.
GUCUCCAGGCGUCCGCCCACGGAAAAGAGAAAUAUACGACACGCCCCGAACCUCGCCUCCGCCUCACGCAAAAAGAGAAGCCAAAGCCCCGGAAAAAAAUAAAAUAAAAAUCAACAGCAACAUUGAAAGCGAGUCAUCUCUUUCGUUGGGCCUUUCCCCUUUUCUCCGGAGCUCUCUUUCGAAUCCCUCCGCCGCCUCCUCUCUGCGUCAAAAAAGCAAACAGUAGACGAGCGGAGAGAAAACAACGGAGAAGAUGGGGAGCGUUAAGGAUGUGCAGUCGAAGAAGGAGCUCGACGACGCGAUUCGCGGGCCCACUCCCGUCGUUCUCCACUUCUGGGCGUCCUGGUGCGAGGCCUCGAAGCAGAUGGAUCAAGUCUUCGCCCAUCUCGCCACCGACUUCCCUCACGCCUUCUUCCUUAGGGUUGAAGCAGAAGAACAGCCAGAAAUUUCAGAAGCUUAUGCAGUUUCUGCAGUGCCAUACUUUGUGUUCUGCAAGGAUGGUAAAACUGUUGAUACCCUGGAGGGUGCAAAUCCAUCCAGUCUGGCUAACAAAGUUGCAAAAGUUGCUGGACCUGCUAAUCUUGCAGAAUCUGCUGCACUGGCCAGUCUUGGAGUGGCUGCUGGACCUACUGUUCUUGAAACAGUCAAAGAGCUGGCAAAAGAUAAUGGCUCUUCACACAGGGAAAGCCCAAGCUCUGACCUCAAUGAUAAAUUGAAGCUACAUCUACAACAGCUUGUGAAUUCUCAUCCUAUUUUCCUGUUCAUGAAAGGAAGUCCUGAGGAACCAAAGUGUGGGUUUAGCCGGAAGGUUGUUGAAAUUUUAAAAGAGGAAGGAGUUCAAUUUGGAAGCUUUGAUAUACUUACAGAUAAUGAAGUGCGUGAGGGGAUGAAGAAGUUUUCAAACUGGCCAACCUACCCUCAGCUUUUUUGCAAGGGCGAGCUUCUUGGUGGCUCUGAUAUUGCAAUAGCCUUGCAUGAAAGUGGUGAACUAAAGGACGUUUUCAGAGAUCACGGAAUUCCUGUUGUUUCCAGUGAAAAUAAAGUUGGAGCAUCGGCAAAACCCGAACUUCCUGUAUCUGGGAAAAGUGGAGGUGUUUCUGACUCCACAGGCCUCAGUGCUGCAUUGGCAUCUCAUCUUGAAAGCCUUAUUAAUUUGUGCCCUGUCAUGGUGUUUAUGAAAGGGAAACCUGAGGAGCCGAAGUGUGGGUUUAGCCGAAAGGUGGUUGAAAUUCUCCAGCAGGAGAAGGUUGCUUUUGAGAGCUUUGAUGUUCUUUCUGAUGAUGAAGUCAGGCAGGGACUCAAAGUUUACUCCAACUGGUCUAGCUAUCCACAACUAUAUAUAAAAGGUGAGCUGAUUGGAGGAUCAGAUAUCGUGUUGGAGAUGCAGAAGAGCGGGGAGCUGAAGAAUGUACUAGCUGAGAAAGGGAUUGUUCCAAAAGAAAAUUGUGAAGACCGGCUGAAAAAUCUGAUCUCCUCAUCGGCAGUAAUGCUUUUCAUGAAGGGCACACCAGAUGCUCCCCGCUGUGGUUACAGCUCAAAGGUUGUGGAUGCUCUUCAAAAGGAAGGUAUUAGCUUUGGGUCCUUCGACAUUCUGAGUGAUGAAGAAGUAAGGCAGGGAUUGAAGACAUUUUCUAACUGGCCAACCUUCCCUCAACUCUACUACAAAGGUGAGCUAAUUGGGGGUUCUGACAUUGUAUUGGAAAUGCAUAAUAAUGGGGAGCUCAAAUCCGCUCUUUCUGAGUAGGAGGGAUUUUGGUCAUCAAAAGACCAAACUAUUGUUAAGAUUUGUCUUUUAGCUUUCAGAGUUUGACAUCUUGAAAUAGUUACUUGAUGAGUUGAUGCAACAGCAUACGUCCCUAAACCUAAACCUAAAUUCUAUGAAUAAUAUGACAUGGACAUAUGCUUGCAAGAUAUUUCAUUUCA